AUGGCGUGGGUUAGUGUUCCUGUGCAAUCAACUUGUGGUCCUACGGCAGAUCAUGAGAGUUAUUUGGGGGGUUUUGUAGCCAAAAUUACAGCCCUGCUAAAGGACGAUGCGGUUAAUAGGGUUGCUCUGUGGGGCUUAGAAGGUUCUGGAAAAACGGUCAUUGCAAGCACUUUGCACACCAACAUUGAGGAUCCAACUUGUGCUCUACAGUUUGAUUUAGUGAUUUGGGUUGAAUGUUGUAAAAAGUUUGACUUCAGAAGGCAACUACACCAAAUCGCUCGUAGGUUGACCCUUUUUUACGCAGAGGAUGCACCCGACGCUGUAAUAGCUGGUUUAAUCUUCCGCAAGUUGCUGAAAUUUAAAACGUGUCUCUUCAUCCUCGAUGACGCUCAGAGUUCCAUCGAUCUAGAUCGUUUCGGUAUUCCAUGGAGAAAUUAUCAAGGAGACAAUGGGGUGAGAGUCAAAAUUCUUAUCACCACUAGGGACCGCGGUGUGUGCCGGAAGCUGCUAGUUGAUCAAACCCUAAAACUUGACUUCCUAAGCGUUGAUGAUGCUUGGAAGUAUUUUUGCUCCCUGGUUGGAGACAAUGCUACGUCAGCCACUAUCGCACCCAUUGCAAAGCAACUUUGUAACAAACUUCAAGGUUAUCCUUUUGCCAUCACUGCCGUGGGGAACCUAAUAGGACGAUCAAAUUUACCUGCCGUCUGGUGGAAGUUUGAUUUGCAAGACCUAAAAGAGGCAGACCGUGCGGUCAAAUUUACUCGUAAAAUCAUAUAUGCUUCUCUAAAGUUGACAUAUGAUUCUUUGCAAGACAAAAAGAUGAAACCAUGCUUUUUAUUAUGUGCUUCGUAUCCCAUGAGUUGCGUAAUCAAGGUAAAAGAGAUUGUGUGCCUUAUGGUAUCAAAAGGAAUCAUAGAAGAUUGCGAGGGAUGCCAAAACGACGGCCUUGUGUUGGUCCAAGGCUUGAAAGACGUUUUUCUUUUAGAAGACGGUCUUGAUGAUGAGACGGUUGCAAUGCACGCAGUGAUUCACGAUUUCGCCCGAUGGCUUAUGUCCACAAACGAAGGUAACAUGCAUGGGUGUAUUCUACAAAACAUUGAGCAAGAGGUGCAGCUACAUGAUCAGUCAUCCUCUCCCAUGACAAAUUAA
Molecule: messenger RNA, 1149 nt
Organism: Camelina sativa (false flax)
Lineage: Eukaryota; Viridiplantae; Streptophyta; Magnoliopsida; Brassicales; Brassicaceae
Product: putative disease resistance protein At4g27220
Molecular function (GO): ADP binding
Source: RefSeq, a predicted model, not a curated record